Molecule: messenger RNA, 653 nt
Organism: Leptopilina boulardi
Lineage: Eukaryota; Metazoa; Arthropoda; Insecta; Hymenoptera; Figitidae
Exons: 3
Coding region: 107-652 (181 amino acids)
Source: RefSeq, a predicted model, not a curated record
AAUAAAUUGUCUAAAAAAUAGAAAAACUCGAUCGAAUCCGAAUCGAAAUAAAGCUGAUACAUCUAGAGGUAGAAAUACUGGUAACGAAAGGGAAAGUACUGAUACUAUGCCCGACAGCUGCUUAGAAAUGGCUGAAGAAUAUUCUCAUAUCGAAAGAGAUAUUUUUCGAUUGAAAAAAUUACUCACAGACACACGUGAGACACGAAAAAGAGAUUCGCGAACUUUAACUGCCCAGGAUUUGCUAAAUAAAUACCCAGCCUUACAUGAUCAAAACUUGUUUCUUUGGGAAUUUGAAAAAUUGGUUGACAUGCCAAUUAAGGAAAUGAGAUCAAAUUUGAAAAUCAACGCUUCGAAGGAAACAGUGCCAGCAAGUAACAAAGCACCAACCUUAAUUUCAGUCGAUGAGCAUUGUGAAAUGCUUAAGUGCUAUGUGGAUUCUGAGCCUCUACACUGUGCGAAACCUUUAGAAGCUCUAUUGCUUCUUAUUGCUUCGUACUACAUUUUUAACAUAAACUACGAAAAGAAACACAAUCUGCAAUUUUUAUUUUUAGAAAGAAUAAUUUUUGGAGAAAAAUUUCGCCGAAUUUCUCCUAUAAAUUCGAAGUAUUUAUCACUUUUAAACCUUCAAGACAGAGCAAAAUUGGGCUUUUAAA